AUGGCUUACAGUAUUUCUAAAGAAGCUCAAUAACUUCUGUGUGAGAUCAUAAAUUAAAUAAGUCUGACCGAGAGGAGAGCAGAACAAAUAAGAAUAUAAUUAUGCAGAAAAACUAGUUUCAAUCCAUACGCUAGCUUCAAAAGAUUAGAUUUAAUGAACACUAAUUAAAUUAAACCUGAAUAGGUAGUACAACUUUUGAAAGAGAAUGAUUUCUUCGUUUAAGAGCUAAACACAUUGUUUAAUAAAACAUUUUUGAAGGAAUUUCUUAAUUAUCAAGACUUUUUAAACUUAAUUUUACCAAAAACCGAUAGUGAAUUGAGAGAGAUCACAGCUAUGAAAUAACCAACAAAAUCUGCUGUAGAAAAAUAGAUAGAUUACACAUUAGCUUAAUUAUUCAAUUUAGAAUAUAAUGAAGCUAUAAAUUUAGAAAGACUGAAAACUAGAUUAAGUAAUCAAUAUAAUGCUGAUCAAAUGUUUUAAAGUUUGGAUUCUCUAAAUAACAAUAUCCUUAAUUUUAAGGAUUUCGAUAGGUUCUUUAGAAGGAAUGGGCUGCUGUUAUAUGAGGAAGAACUGAUAGCAUUUUUUUAUAGAAUAGAUCUUCAAAGGACAGGAUAGAUUACUUUGAAUGAGUUUAGAAGAAUGUUAGAACCUCUCCAAAGAUCUGAAUAGCCAAUUUCAACAAAUACUCUAUAAACUCCAAAAUAGACAAUUUCAUAACCCAAAUUUUCUAGUACCUUUAAAGACUAAGUUGGCAGUGGUAAUAAAGCUGGACAAAUAGUAUAAACCAGAACCUUCUCAGCAAGCAAUAAAAAAAAGUUUCAAUCUACUAGAAGAACGUCAUCUAUUACAGAAAGUCUAUAAACAACAAAAUUAACAGAGAAUUUUUUAAAUGAUGAAUAAAGAUUUAUUGAUUUAGGAUUGGAAGUCUUAAAAUUGGAAAUGUAUUUAGAAGAAAUAAGAUUAAAAUUAUAAUAGUAAAAAGAUUUCAACACUAUGGAUUUUUUUCAUUUUAUGGAUUUGAAGAACAAAGGUAAAGUGAAUCAACAUGAAUUUGCGUAUUUUUUGGAACAAAUAUAACUCAAAAAUAUUGAUGUUAUUGACUUGUUUAAUUAUUUGGAUACAGAUUUAGAUGGGUUUAUUAGAUAUUCAGAUGUUUCUGAAUUUAUUUCUCCUUCAAAUAUCAGCUCAACUUACAUUUGUAAGAAACCAGCUAAAAAUAGUCAUCUCUCAUAUUCAAUCUCCUAAUUAUUCUCAAAAACUACUAUAGUAUUGAUUCAGUUGCUAUUUAAUUAGUGGAAUGCAAAUGAAAAAAUCAUUAGACAAAAAAAAAAAUAAUUCUUGAAUGAAUAAAGUCUAUAUUAAAUAUUCAAUAAACUUGAUCAAUACAAAAAAGGGAAAUUCAAUCGAUAAGAUCUUCAACGGUUUUUUGAUCUUUAUAAUGUUAAAGACGAUAUUAAAUUACUGUAUAAACGAUUGGGAAAACUCAACAAAGAGAUUAAUUAUAAGGAAUUUGAAUUAUUUUUUAUCAACUGA
This is a messenger RNA of Paramecium tetraurelia, 1533 nucleotides long. RefSeq lists its product as uncharacterized. NCBI's taxonomy places the organism in Eukaryota, Ciliophora, Oligohymenophorea, Peniculida, Parameciidae. The transcript is spliced from 6 exons. The record is from RefSeq and is a predicted model, not a curated record. Gene Ontology annotation, molecular function: calcium ion binding.